CAAAGCAACCAACCAACCAAGCAAGCAACCAAUAUAUAUAUAUGUGUAGUGAAUGUUCUUGUGACCACUCCACUCUGGGUAGUCAAUACCAGACUGAAACUGCAGGGUGCGAAAUUCAGAAAUGAGGACAUACAGCCCACACACUACAGAGGAAUUAUGGAUGCGUUUGUACAGAUCAUGCAGCAGGAAGGAGUGGGAGCGUUAUGGAACGGGACGUUUCCCUCCCUGCUGCUGGUGCUCAAUCCAGCUGUGCAGUUCAUGCUCUACGAGGGUCUGAAAAGGCAUCUCCUGAGGGGCGUGAACAGACAGCUGUCCUCGUUGGAGGUGUUUCUUAUUGGAGCCAUUGCUAAAGCCAUAGCAACCACCAUAACCUACCCACUACAGACAGUUCAGUCUGUUCUACGGUUCGGACAGCAUGGCAGGUCUGCAGAUCGGUCCAAACUCCUGAAUAGCCUGAGAUCUGUCAUGUAUCUGCUCAUCAAUAGAGUCAGGAAGUGGGGCAUGCUGGGAUUGUUCAAAGGCCUGGAGGCGAAGCUGCUUCAGACGGUCCUCACUGCCGCACUGAUGUUCUUGCUGUACGAGAAGAUUGCCAACACCACCUUCAGGGUCAUGGGGGUCAAACGCACAGUGACGUCCCACUGAU
Molecule: messenger RNA, 643 nt
Organism: Pimephales promelas (fathead minnow)
Lineage: Eukaryota; Metazoa; Chordata; Actinopteri; Cypriniformes; Leuciscidae
Source: RefSeq, a predicted model, not a curated record